GCCAGUAGGCUGGCAGUGCUGAGGGGACUCGUCCUCACCGACCUGCCGUCAGUGCGCCUGCGUGCGGUCUAAGCGCCGCGGUUCUUGACUCUGCUGCGCCGGGUGCUGGUUGUAGCCAUGCAGGGAGCAGACUCGGGCCAGCCCUUCAAGCGGCCCCGACGCGACGGCAGCCCAAGAACUCCGCCAAACAUCCCUUCCGCCGCAGCGGAAAGGUCCCCGGACUCCAAACUCCACCGCGACCACCAGACCUGGGACCCGGAGGAGGUGUGCUGCUUCCUAAAGCGCUGUGGCUUCAGUGAUCCCGGACUGCUGGAACGCUGGCGAGGACAUAAAAUCACAGGUUCAAUACUGCUCCGUCUUAAUGAGUCUGAUCUUGAAAGUCUUGGAAUAAGUACCUUGGGUGACAGAAAGAAGCUGUAUAAUUCUAUCCAACAGCUGAGGGAAAUCCAUGUUGAUGCAAUGAAGGUAAUUAAUGAUCCUAUCCAUGGCCACAUUGAACUCCACCCUCUCCUCAUCCGAAUCAUCGACACACCUCAAUUUCAGCGGCUUCGAUAUAUCAAACAGUUGGGUGGCAGUUACUAUAUUUUUCCAGGCGCUUCGCACAAUCGAUUUGAGCACAGUCUAGGCGUAGGGUAUCUAGCAGGAUGUCUGGUUCGUGCACUACGUGAAAAACAACCAGAGCUGCAGAUAAGUGAACGAGAUGUGCUCUGUGUUCAGAUUGCUGGCCUUUGUCAUGAUCUCGGUCAUGGGCCAUUUUCUCAUAUGUUUGAUGGAAGAUUUAUUCCACUUGCUCGCCCAGAUGUGGAAUGGACGCAUGAACAGGGCUCAGUGGAGAUGUUUGAGCACCUAGUUAAUUCUAAUGGAAUCAAAGCUGUCAUGGAACAUUACGGUCUCAUCCCUGAAGAAGAUAUUUCCUUUAUCAAGGAACAAAUUACAGGACCACUUGAAUCACCAAUCAAAGAUUCUUUGUGGCCAUACAAAGGGCGUCCUAAGGAGAAAAGCUUCCUUUACGAGAUCGUGGCCAAUAAAAGAAAUGGCAUUGAUGUGGACAAAUGGGAUUAUUUUGCCAGGGACUGCCAUCAUCUUGGAAUCCAAAAUAACUUUGAUUACCAGCGCUUUAUUAAAUUUGCCCGUGUUUGUGAAGUAGAUAAUAGGAAGCGUAUUUGUACUAGAGAUAAGGAGGUUGGGAAUCUGUAUGACAUGUUCCACACCCGCACCUCUUUGCACCGCAGAGCUUAUCAACACAAAGUUGGCAACAUCAUUGAUACAAUGAUUACAGAUGCCUUCCUGAAAGCAGAUCCCUACAUAGAGAUUAUAGGUGCUGAAGGGAAAAAGUAUCACAUUUCCACAGCGAUUGACGACAUGGAAGCCUUCACUAAGCUAACAGAUAACAUUUUCCUGGAGAUUUUGUAUUCUUCUGAUCCCAAACUGGAGGCAGCGCGAGAGAUUUUAAAAAAAAUUGAAUACCGUAAUCUGUACAAGUUUGUGGGUGAGACUAAACCAAAGGGAACAACAAAGAUCAAAAAGGAAAACUAUAAAAACCUUUCAAAAGCUCUUGCCGAUGCUAAACCUGAGGACAUCUUUAUAGAAACUGAACUGAAGGCUGAAGAUUUCAUAGUGGAUGUUAUCAACAUGGAUUAUGGAAUGGAAGACCAGAAUCCUAUUGAUCAUGUUCGCUUCUAUUGUAAGAGUGACCUCAGCAAAGCAGUCAUGAUUACUAAAGAUCAGGUUUCAGAGCUUUUGCCAGAGAGGUUUGCCGAGCAGCUAAUCCGCGUAUACUGCAAGAAGACUGAUUCAAAGAGCUUGUUUGCUGCAAAGCAGUACUUUGUUCAUUGGUGCUUAAUCAAUGACUUCACCAAGCCACAGGAUGGUGAUGUUGUGGCCCCACUUAUAACACCUCGAAAACUGGAGUGGAAGAAUACGGAUUCAGCCCAGAGCCCAGCUCACCUCCAAAAAGUAUCCAAAUUGAAAGCCCGGCUUUUUACAGAUGACUCUGUGUGAAUGUUUGCAACCAGUUGUUUACGUAAAGUCCUCCUCCCCAUCUCCCAACAGUAUUAACUAAUUUAGGGAAUUCAGUCAUGAACUCUACAGAUUUGUGACGACUAGUGUUUUUUACAUUUUGAAUGUAUACCCAUGCUGAAGCUAAGUAGUUUUUAUCUGAAGAAACAAAAAUGAGGCAACUCUUGCUCUACAUGCUAUGUAGAGCCUAUUUUAACAUUAGCUAAAGCCUUUCUCCUUUAUAGUCUAUUUUCAUAGAAUAAUUAGUUUUUUUUAUGUACUCUGAACUCUGACAUAAUGAUUGUUUUGUUUUUUUUUAACAAAAGUUUGGAAAUGAGAUAAGGUGCACAUUGAAGUUUGAAGUUGGGAUUGUCAUAAACAGCCAUAGUUAAGAACAAAACAUAAAAUCCUAGCCUCUUGAGGAGGUACCCAUCACCUCAAAUUUGAGGAAAAUUCUUAAGUGAUCUAAAUAUUAGUGAAAGACCUUCCCUCACCCUUUUAACCAGGUUGGACUAAACAGCAGGAGAUGAGGGCGACAAGUGAGCUCCACCUCUUGGGUGAGAGUUCUGAUUAAUUAUUUUAAAAUAUCUGAGGACUCUGGCCCCCUCUGAAGUGGGACAUAAGAUUGCCUCUCAGGAGACCUCUACCCCCAGUGGCAGAGGGAUUCCCCAAACCAGGCUG
Molecule: messenger RNA, 2679 nt
Organism: Hyaena hyaena (striped hyena)
Lineage: Eukaryota; Metazoa; Chordata; Mammalia; Carnivora; Hyaenidae
Gene: SAMHD1
Product: SAM and HD domain containing deoxynucleoside triphosphate triphosphohydrolase 1
Exons: 16
Coding region: 118-2001 (627 amino acids)
Biological process (GO): dGTP catabolic process; regulation of innate immune response; defense response to virus
Cellular component (GO): nucleus
Molecular function (GO): protein binding; dGTPase activity
Source: RefSeq, a predicted model, not a curated record